UACUGUUGACAGACUGGCGUUGAACCUCUCCCAACAACCAGGUAGACGUAAGGACGUCACACGUUAUUAGUUUAGAGUUAAAGUAAUGACAGAUAAACACGUCCUCCCUUCAUGCUUACUUUCAACAAAAAAGAAGUUAUGGAUAUUUGCGACGGGAAGAAAAGGAGAAAGGUAAGCGGCGGUGUGCGGGGCUGCAGGCGGAGCGUGGCCGGGAAGAUGAAGCGGGAGGCGGGUAUGAUCCUCCGCUCUCUCAAGGUGGAGGACAACAACCAUACGGAGCCCAUGGAGGAGGAGGAGGAGGAGGAGGAGGACGAUGACUGCUUCUCUAUCAGCUUCCUCCGGAGCGACCGGCUGGAGCCCGCCGUGGUGAUGUCUCCGCGGUACAGCCUGCUGCGGGAGGUGGGCCGGGGUAGCUACGGGGUGGUGUAUGAGGCUAUAGCCCGGAAAACAGGGGCUAGGUUGGCGGUGAAGAGGCUCCAAUGCGACGCUCCGGAAAAUGUAGAGCUGGCUCUGGCCGAGUUCUGGGCCUUGACAAGUCUGGAGAAUCGACACCAGAAUGUGGUCCAGCUGGAGGAGUGUGUCCUGCAGAGGAACGGCUUAGCCCAGAAGAUGAGCCAUGGGAAUAAGAGAUCCAAACAAUACCUGGGUCUGGUGGAGAUGUCACUCAAAGGGGAGCGCAUCCUGGGUUACCCAGCAGAGCCAUGCUACCUCUGGUUCGUCAUGGAGUUUUGUGAGGGUGGAGAUCUCAAUCAGUACAUAUUGUCUCGUCGGCCUGACCGCCAAACCAACAGAAGCUUUAUGCGCCAGAUGACGAGUGCGGUGGCUUUCCUGCACAAGAACAACAUUGUCCAUCGUGAUCUGAAGCCAGACAACAUACUCAUCUCACAGAAAUCUGGUUCACCUGUUCUGAAAGUUGCUGACUUUGGACUCAGUAAAGUUUGCGCUGGCCUGAACUCCAGGAAUAGUGAAGAAUACCCUGCAGCAGGAGCGGGAAGCAAGGACAGCAACCAGAACAACAUGGGCAACAUAAACAAGUUUUGGUUGUCGUCAGCUUGCGGUUCAGACUUCUACAUGGCCCCCGAGGUGUGGGAGGGCCACUACACAGCUAAGGCUGAUAUAUUCGCCCUGGGCAUCAUCAUCUGGGCAAUGAUCGAGCGGAUCACUUUCAUUGAUGCAGAGUCCAAACGUGAACUGCUGGGCACCUACGUCCGGCAGGGCACAGACAUUGUACCUGUUGGGGAGGCACUUUUGGAAAACCCGAAGAUGGUUCUGCACAUCCCUCAGAAGGCCAGGAGCUCCAUGUCUGAGGGGGUUAAGAAACUCCUACAGGACAUGCUUGCAGUCAACCCUCAGGACCGACCAGACGCCUUCCAGCUGGAGGUGCGGAUGGACCAAGUCACAUGUGCAUCGUGACAGCCCCCACCUUUCCAAUCCUUCUUAUUUUUUACCCUGACAAGUCAAAGAAGGGACCCCUUUUCUUCCCAGCUUUGUUUACUACGUGGACGUGGACCCCAGAGAAAAAGAGACUGUGAAGAAUCCACAAUCAUAUUUUGAGUGGGAAGAGAUCGACUGGCUGAUGAUUCCAAAACCCGGAGAUGGGAACAAUAUGCAAAUCAGACCACACUUCCAGCACCAUCCGGUUACUAUCACUGUCGCCAUGGAGCUGAAGACGCUUACUGGUGAAUAACGGCAGUGUACUCGAUAGUUGGCUGGAUGUGAUAAGGUUUCAUGACAUUUAUGGUUUUUAAGUUGUUGAUUUUUGCCCCAACAGCUCCAGUAUAAGCCUGCUCUUCCUUAACAUUUGUAAUGUAAUUACAUUUGUAAUGUACUCAGAUGUGGCACAGGUUAGCCUGCUGUACUAGGGUUCUAAAGUGAAAGCGUGGGCUACACACCAGUUUACUGAUGAUACUGAUGAUACUGAUGAUAAUGAUGAUAAUGAUGAUGAUGAUGAUGAUGAUAAUGAUAUGUGAAUGAUGAUCAACAUGCAAGACUACCAGUCUCUUCCUCACUCUGACCCUACAACCUUGUGCCUUAAAGACCAUUCAGAGUGCGAUUUUUUACAUAUAGACUUUCUGUCAGAAAUGCACACUUGACCAAUGGAACCUUUUGCUUUAAAUGAUGUCACACCAUUGAUAUCCCAGGCUGCAAUAAUGCCAAGUAAGAAUGUGAUGAUUUUGGUGCCCUGGGUACAACCAUGAAGCCGAAAUAUACAAAACUUCAAAUGAAGAUAUGGUCAUUACAGAUUUUGUACUGGUGUGGAUGUAUAUCACAUAAAGAAGACUGAUCAAGAUAUUUUGCAAAUCUGUGCCAUGUUUUAAAGGCAGAGGCAGAGCAAAUGUGAUUAUUGACCUCUAAUGCUUUGUAUAUUGUUGUAUUGAAGGUGUGCGACAGAAUUUUGCACCAUAGAAGUAGCAGGCCUGUUUCCACUCCACACAAUACUGUGCAUUUUUAACCAAACUAUGUCCAGCAGGGAAUUUAAACUGGUAUUUUUGGACAUUAGUUCCUGUUGUACCCAAAGACCACCUGGUGGACAAAUAUAUACGUCUUAGCAUCACUGCGAAGUUUGGGAUUUUAUUAACAUAUUUUCUAAAUUAACCAAGAAACAAUCAGAAUUUGGGAGACUAACUGGCUGUGUUUGAUGGAAGCCUUAUGUUUUUUAACUUGGAUGCUUUGACAGUGGUAUAUAUAUGUUGCUGUUGUUCAUUUUGCUCUGAAUGUUUUUUUUUUACCUCGAGGUUGAGUCUGGCACCUUCACAAAUUGAAACAACACUUAGAAUGCAGUUCAAGAUAUAAAGUCAGUCAUCUGCCAUUAAGGAUUUUUGAGCACUGAUCUGAUCUGUUUUGAUGGGUGUGGUAUGAAUGAAUGAAUGGGUCUGAUUUGGGGAUUUUUACAUGAAAUGUGAAGAUUUGCUAUCUGUGAACAGUCCCUAACAGCAGUCACACAAUACCUACCUAACUGUCCCUUCAGUUCCCUUCUUCCACUCUUUAUCAAAAUGCUUUAACACUCUGUGGUGGUAUGUAAUGCUCAGUAAAAGCAGUGGUUGGUUGUAGUGUAACUACCACCAUGACACCUGGUGUGAUGAAAUCACAGUAGUGCUCAUGUGAUUAGAUUCAAGACAAUUGAUCAUUACAAUUGCACCCAAGCAUAUAAAUAUCAACCCACAAGCCACAUGGCUGGUCCACAGGUCUCAUAGUGAUGGCUUCAUUCAUAAAAAUGUGAGACAGUACUAGCAUCUAGGAUUUCCAGGUAGAUACUAGUAAGAACUAUAUACAAAGGUUCAAACAAAGUGGAGGGUAGUUAAAGCAUCGGGUUAAGAGUCUGAAAAGCAUGUAAAACAUGGUUUGUAUGUCUCACACUUCAAGUUCUACUAACACUCUCGCUCCAGCAUACACCAGAGGAAUGACCAAAGCCUCAUUUUCCCGUCAGAGCCCUGUGUAGCAUGUAGCUUCAGUUCAGUGACUCAGCAGUAGUAGAUUUUGAGGCAUUUUCUAGUAUGGUCCUACCUCAGCACUAUGAAACAUCUUAUUUACUUUGACUGUCUCAACCAUUUCUUAGUUUGUGAUACAAGGAGCAGUUCUGAGUGGGAUAGACUCAGACUCAGUCUCUUUUAUCUUGAUCCAACCUCUGAUGGACUUCUUUGUGUGGCGUUUUUCUUAGACUACUUUAAAAAUGCAUCCAUAGAAACAUUUCUCUCUUACUUGCUGCAGGACAAAGCUAGUCCUGCCCCAUGCCAAGGCUACAGUCACGUUGAUAACAUCCAACAACUACAACUCCCAUAAGAGUUUUAUUAUUGUGUAAUGAAGUCUAUAUUUGAAGGUGUCAGUGUGCGUCCAGAAAGUGUUUAAAGGACUGCUGUCAUAGCCUCAACUGCCUCCCUUUUCUCUCUCUGAAAAUCCUUUGUACAUUUAUAGUUUCAGCAUUGUACAAUCAGAUUGUCUCUACUUGUAAGCAGUAACGAUGUUGCUCGGAGUAGAUGUGUGAAUUUCAAACCCUGCCCUCUGCAGCUGUGUACUGCAGGCCAAAUGCUUUGUGAUUGUUGAAAAGUAACACAUUUGUUAUUUUCCAAUUCCAUCAGAAAAGGGGUUUCAGAAGGUGUUAACUGAUCUGACAAAAGCACUUUGUAUGAAUCAUACUGAAGUCUUAAUAAACACAGAGCAAAUUUGAACAGAAUUGAAAGGUGCAAGUCAGGACAAUAAGAUAUGGAUUUGCUGUAUUUGCUGUAGUUGUAGGACUUUGCAGAGAUGGUAGGAGUGACUGCAAUGAAACUGCAACAAUUUGCUUAUCUGUGUUUAAUGUGAAUACACUUUGACACCCAUGGGAGCUGUAGUUGUUAAAUGGUAAUGUUGCUUUUGUUAAAACAAAUGUGUUUCAUUUUGGGUUGAGACAUUUCAUUUUUUCACUUUUUUUUAAAGGACUAUUGUAGCACAUACUGAUAGGAAACCUGUGUUUACCCUUUGGGGUGUUUAAUCUCUGACCUUCUGCAGAUUUAAAUGUGUUUCUUUAAACAUUACACCUAACAUGGUCAAAAGCCUGGAUUUGGAAUUGCUGUAGUUGAUGGUGCAUAAGCUAAUUGAGGAUUUUUACAAUUAAAUCAUCACUACUAAAAUGUAUUGUCCACUUGCCCUGCUGUUACUGUACUUGUAUGAGCCUUUUCAUUGAGCUCUCUUCAAACUUCUAAUGAUUCCACUUGAAAACAAUUUACACUAUGCAAAAUGUUUCACUGCCUCACCGUAAUCACUGUACAGAGCCACCCCGUUUGGAAACAAUUAUGUGUAAUAUGUUGAACUUUUUCUUUUAGUGCAAAUUUCCAGUAUGUACAGAAAUGUAUGUUUCAGAUGUGUAAAAUAAAAAACGUUUUUUGUUAAUGAAGCUGAAAGGAGCCGAUAGAUGUUCUAGCAUCAUGUUUUUUGCUGUAUAUAUGUUUGACAACUUUCUUGAAAUAAAUGAUGA
This is a messenger RNA of Scomber scombrus (Atlantic mackerel), 4951 nucleotides long. It is a transcript of the gene stk35, whose product is annotated as serine/threonine kinase 35. Gene Ontology annotation, cellular component: autophagosome; cytoplasm. Gene Ontology annotation, biological process: protein autophosphorylation; axon extension; peptidyl-serine phosphorylation. The transcript has 3 exons. The record is from RefSeq and is a predicted model, not a curated record. The coding region runs from base 112 to 1413 and encodes 433 amino acids. Gene Ontology annotation, molecular function: ATP binding; protein serine/threonine kinase activity. Lineage: Eukaryota; Metazoa; Chordata; Actinopteri; Scombriformes; Scombridae.